AUGGAGGGUUAUGGAAAUACAGAAAAUAUAAAUGAUCAUGGAAAUAAUGAAUAUAGCAUAAGUGGUAAUGUACAAGAAAAUUGCGAAUUUGAAAAUGGAGUUAAUCAAAAUAUGGAAAAUGAAUUGAACGAUAAUUUGCUGAAUAAUAAUGAUGGCCGAAAUAAAAAGAAAAAAAAUAAAUAUGAACGAAAUAUAUUUAAAAAUAAAAAAAAUAAUAAUAAUAAUGAUAAUAAUGGAGAUGAAAAUGGAACAGUACCAUAUCGUUCAUUCAAUGAUAAUGACAUGGAUAUAAAAGAAGAUGAAGAUGAUAAAAAUGGCGAACGUGAUGAAAAUGGUGAACAUAAUUAUAAGUUAACAAAUAAAAAUGGUGAAAAAAAUAAUAACAAAAAGAAUAAAUCAAAUAACCAAAAGUUUAGUGAAGUAUAUAACUCAAUUUAUGAAGAUUUGAAAAAAAAAAAAAGUGGAAUAAAACAAAAAAAUGGAAAUAACAAUGAAGAUAAUAAUAUUAACAAUUAUGAUAAAAAAAAUAAUUUUUAUGAAAUGAAUUAUUAUUCUGAUAAUGCAAAUUCUAUUAGUAGUAGUAUUGAUGGUGAUUCUUUUUUUAAUGAUAAAGUUUUAAAAAAAUAUAUUGUUGGGCAAAUAUUUAAUAUUAUUAGAACAUCUUUUCAAUGGGCUAUAUCACCAUUUAUUUUAUUUUUUUUAUUUGAGCAUUACUCAAUAUUUUAUGUAUACAGAAUAAUUUCUUUUUUUAUUUUAUUAUUAUUUACUCCAAUAACAUUAUAUUUAAUUAACAAACAAAAUAUAAAAUUCUUUUUAUUGGCAACCAAUACAACCAGAACAAUAUUAUGGGGAAUAUGUAUACCUAUUUUAUAUUCUCUAUAUAAAGAUUAUAUUAAAAAAUAUUAUAUUGACAGCUCUUUUGAAUUUUUAUUUUGUAUAUUAAUAAUAGUUGAUCAUAUGUGUAUAAAUUUAUCUAGUAUAGUAGAUAUGGAUAAUAAUGGAAUUGAAUAUAUUUCCAAAAAAUAUGAUAUAAUUAUUACUGAAAAAGCUAAUAGAAAAUAUUUAACACUUCAUCAGUUUUUUUUUGAUGUAUCAUUUACAAUAUUUAAUCCACUUAUUAUAUUUGUUAUGUAUUUAUUUGCUAGAUUCUUUUCUCAAGAAUAUCAUAGAGAUUUGUUUGUAUAUUUAACAUCUAUUUAUUUUGCUUUUAUCUCAAUUGUAAGUUUAAUUAUGUAUGCUAUUGGGCUCGAGAGAACAGAAUCAUCAUCAAAAAGAGGAGAAAAAAUUAAUGAUAAUAAUUAUAAAUUCCAAAAUAAUCUAAAUAAUGUUGAAGAAGGAAAUAUAAAAGACAAUGAAAUAAAUGAAAAUGAUUUUGAUAAAUAUUAUGAAAAAAAUAAUAAUAAUAAUAAUAAAUCUGACCAAUAUGUUAAUAAUUAUACUAAUGCAUAUCCUAGUGUAUAUGUAAUGCAAAAUCAAGUUCAUAGUUUUAAUGACAAUUAUGAUCCAUAUUCAAAUAAGGAAAUAAUUACAUUAAAAGAUCAAUAUAAAACACAUUUUAAAAAUAUUAAAAUAAAUUUAAAACAUAUUUCUAAUGAUUAUAAAUUACUAUUUUAUUUAUCUUCUUUAUCAUUUCUAAAUAGUGUUGAAGAUAUAACAAUGUUAAUGUUAAUUCCUUUUACAUCAAUAUUUGCAUGCGAAUUCUUUUAUGUUGAAUCAUUAUUUAUCAAAGUUUUAAUUGCAAUUAUUUUAAUAUCUUUGGUUAAAUGUUUUGAAAACAUCUCAUAUUAUUGCAAUAAAAAAAAGCUUGUUACCCUAAAGGAACCUUCUAUCCUAUCGAUCAGCUUCCAAAAGCACAUAAAAGAAUCCAAAUAUGACAUAUGCAAUUUUACUGGGAUUUUCAUGUCAUUUUUUAAUUCAAUAUUUGUUAUUUUUGUGAUAAUGUUGUUAUCAAUAGUAAACCACUUUGUCGCAAAUUACAUUUCCAUAUGCAUAUUUUUUAUCAUAAUAUUAUUUAUUCUUUGUAAAUGUGGAAGUCUUAUUUUGAAAGAAGACGAUGACUCGGCGUCAACAAAAAUUGUUUAA
Molecule: messenger RNA, 2082 nt
Organism: Plasmodium yoelii
Lineage: Eukaryota; Apicomplexa; Aconoidasida; Haemosporida; Plasmodiidae
Product: conserved Plasmodium membrane protein, unknown function
Exons: 2
Coding region: 1-2082 (693 amino acids)
Source: RefSeq, a predicted model, not a curated record